Messenger RNA from Archocentrus centrarchus (flier cichlid), 4304 nucleotides. It is a transcript of the gene p4ha3, whose product is annotated as prolyl 4-hydroxylase, alpha polypeptide III. Gene Ontology annotation, cellular component: endoplasmic reticulum. The record is from RefSeq and is a predicted model, not a curated record. Gene Ontology annotation, molecular function: L-ascorbic acid binding; procollagen-proline 4-dioxygenase activity; protein binding. The transcript is spliced from 13 exons. The coding region runs from base 98 to 1711 and encodes 537 amino acids. Gene Ontology annotation, biological process: peptidyl-proline hydroxylation to 4-hydroxy-L-proline. NCBI's taxonomy places the organism in Eukaryota, Metazoa, Chordata, Actinopteri, Cichliformes, Cichlidae.
UCCUGAAGCCCAUCAGUGCUGCUAACGAAAACUGAGCGGAGCAAUUAAGAGCCCAGGGAAUCUGCUGAAGAAGAGAGGACAGAGUUUCUGUUCGGAGAUGAAGUUUCCUGUGUUUGUUUGCUUUCUGUGGAGUCUCCUGAGUGUAGCAGGGGGGGAAAUGUACACGUCGCUGCAGAACGUAAAGCAGGCAAUCAGUGUUGAACGGAAGCUGAUCGAUUACCUGAGAACUUACAUUGACCACGAGCUGGAGAGGCUGGAGGACAUCAAACGUUUUUAUGCCAAAGUGUCUGACCUGCACAAAGAUCUUUACAAAGGCCCAGCGACUGCAAUGGUCAACCCUCUGGUGGCUUUCACCCUGAUCAAACGCCUUCAUUCAGAGUGGCUGAACGUGGUCUACAGCAACGAAGCCCCCGAGAACCUGCAAGCCCUCAGGUCCAGUUACGAGGAGGAAGAGGCUGAUCUACCCAAAGUGGAAGAUCUCCAGGGGGCCGCUAAGGGGCUGAUGAGGCUGCAGGAUGUGUAUGCUCUGCAAGUUUCCAGCCUCGUAAGGGGUCGCUUCCAGAGAGUCACUAAUGGCGAGCCUUUUGAUGUCUACAUGCCUGCAGUGUCUGUCCCGCUGUCUGGUGAUGACUGCUUUCUGGUUGGGAAGGUGGCCUAUGAACAAGAAGACUAUUAUCACUCGGUGCAGUGGCUGGAGGAGUCUGUGCGCCUUUUCAGGGGAGCAGGCGGGGAGUGGAGCCCCGAGAAUGAAGGGACUUUGGAGGACGCUCUGGAUCACCUUGCCUUCUCUCACUUUAAAACAGGAAACGUCUCCUACGCUCUGAGUCUGUCUCAGGAGUUACUGCAUCACAAUCCGAUGAAUGGAAGAGUUCUGCAGAACGUUGAGAAAUAUGAGAAGCUGCUGGUGGCUGCUGGUCCACCCAGAGGCAAUGGGUUGAGGAGACCCUCUUCUAGGUAUUUAAGGACCAGGGACACUUACGAGAGACUCUGCCAGAUUCAAGGCUCUCAGCGCACGCAUUUUGCAAAUCCCCAACUUUUCUGCGACUACUUCGCCAACGACAAUCCUGCGCUGAUGUUGAUGCCCGCGAGACGUGAGGUGCUGAGCCUGCAGCCGUAUGUGGUCCUUUACCACAACUUCAUCACUGACGCAGAGGCUGAAGACGUCAAGCGGCUCGCCCAGCCAGGACUGAGGAGAUCUGUAGUGGCAGCUGGAGAGAAACAAGCAACAGCAGACUAUCGGAUCAGCAAGAGUGCAUGGUUGAAGGGCUCAUCACAGUCUAUUGUUGGGAAGUUGGACCAGAGGAUCUCACUGCUCACAGGUCUAAACGUGAAGCAUCCAUCCGGCGAGUACCUCCAAGUGGUGAAUUACGGGAUUGGGGGCCACUAUGAACCUCAUUUUGAUCAUGCUACUUCACCUUCAAGUCCUGUGUUCAAGCUGAAAACUGGGAAUCGGGUGGCAACUUUUAUGAUAUAUCUCAGCCCCGUUGAGGCAGGUGGGUCCACAGCGUUCAUUUACGCCAACUUCAGUGUUCCUGUUGUGGAGAAAGCUGCUAUCUUCUGGUGGAACCUGCGCAGAAAUGGUGACGGAGAUGACGACACUCUGCAUGCUGGCUGCCCCGUACUUAUUGGGGACAAAUGGGUGGCAAACAAAUGGAUCCAUGAGUAUGGUCAAGAGUUCCAACAUCGCUGCAGCCUGAAUCCUGAAGAGUGAGUGGGUGGAGCCAUUGUUGGGCCCCUUUGGAGUGCAAGCCUUUACAAUGUUGAGGCACAUUUGCAGGCAGAGCAAAGAAGGCAAUGAGAAAGUUGAUGCACAAGCAAGGGAGGUGAGAGCCAUAAAGGGGAAGCUUGCAUCUGCGAUCGCAGCCCCAGGGAUCCUGAAGCAUACAGCUGCUGCAGUGGACAUGGACGAGGAGGAGGAGCAGGGCAUCUGGCAGUCAGCCCCCCCAAAAGUCGAAAAGCUCUUUCUGGCCAGUUCUUGCAGACAGGGGCCUCUGCCUUCACACACUGUGCUGGCUUUAAUACACUGUGCAAGGCUGUUUACCUCCUGCCAGCUUUAAUUUUAUGCAGCCCCUGUUCCUACACUGGCCACACUCACAGAUCUCCUAUUACAAGCCAAUAUAUGAUUAUCGUAUUUUUUUUAAAUAUGUAAAUACCAAAUUAGCAAAGAUAUUUAGUAUCUCAGAAGGAAUCAGAAGAAAUCUAAAAAUAUCCAUUAAGUUUAAAGGUGUUGAAGAACAGAUAUCUCUUCAGGAGAUACAGAACAGUGUUCGUUAGGGUUGAGGACAAAAUCUGGUUAAAAUCUGAGUCAUCAGAGAUUAAUGUCAUCAGGCUUGAGCUUCAGACUGGUGCCAGUGUAUCAAAGGAACCAGUCAUUGUGAAUGUGCCUGUGUAUUCCCAGCUGACUGAACAAUGCGGUCAUUGCUGUCUGUGGGAGACUCUUUGAAUUUGGUUUGAUUUAACUGUCUCAUGGAACAAAUGAACCAGCGAGGGGAGAGAGCUCAGCUACAGAUUCUGGUCUUCAUUAAUCUUGGAGCCUGUGUAAGCUCGCACAGGCGAUCCUGUGUGCAUACCACUCAGACGUGAGUGUCUAAGUAGGUCAUAACCCAUCGCAAAACAGAGUGAGGUGGGUCAUGCACAGUGCUGAAAUUCACUAUAAGAAAAACAUCAGGCCUGGAUGUAUGUGACAGUUUGGAGACAUCCUACUGCUUGAGUGGCAGGAAUCGCUCAGUAACACCUUUGCUCACAACAGUCCAAGUAUAUCAGCGAGCCUGUUUCACAUUCCUGCAUGCACAGUAAAGAGCAGGAUUAUUUUCCCAGGGAGAUGAUGGAUAGAGCGACUCUGCUGCUCUGAAGCUCUUUUCCAACUGUUUUGUUGCACCUAUGAAAUUACAACAGCAGGUAAAUGAAAAAACUUUGUUACGUGUAAUUGACAUGAAACACUCAAAGUGUAACAAUCUUAGAAACCAAGUUUAUUUAAAGAAUGACCAAAUACUGCUGUAUUGAUAAAAACACUGUAGCUACUAGUCAGAUUAGAUAUUUGGAUUCCUUUUAUCACCUAUGAAAACCAUAUUUCUUUCCUAAUUGAAUUAAAGGUUCUUUUUGUUCAGUCAAGCAAAAUGAACUCAUAAAUCAGAGUGAUUUAAAGUAAUCCUUUUACUACUCUAUUUUAACAUAAAUCAUAGUGUUUUUUUGGAAGUAAAGCAGCUUUGAUCUGCAGAUAUUCGUACAUUCUCACUGGUCCCUCACUGUUUCCACAGCAAAUACGGCUGCAGAGGGACUUCUGCUCUGCAAGCAUAAAGUCCAAAGUAUUUAAGCACGCAUAACUGGAGGUCAUAACAUCAGGUCAUGAAUAGAUCUUCCUCGGCACAUUGUCAGGAGCACACAGGAAUUCUGCGCCUCAUAACACAAACCCUUUUGGACCUUUUAUUUAUCUUUCUAACUUAAGAACCAGCUGAUUGCUUUUCAAAGAGUCAGUGAGUUUGCACAAAAAAAAAAAAAAAAAUGCAGAUCAGCUGAGCAGUAAAAGUAAAUCACAGGUUUUUUUGAACUCAGGUUCAAAAAAUAGAAAAAACUCAUUACAGGCUGGUGUUAGUGAGAGGCUUUGUAUCAGCGACUCAGAGAGCAGGGCUUCCCUCUGCUGGUAGACAGCUGAGUGGCAUUAAUGUAAUGUUUGUGUUUUGUCCACUUUAUUGAAAUUUCUAUGGUGGUGUUAUUAAAUGUAAGGUUUUGCAAUAAUUUAUAUUGCAUAUUUUAUUUUUAAGUAAAAUUAAUUUCAUGCUUUUUUAAAAAAAAUCUGCUGUCACACAGUGGAAUAUUUAAUUUGAAAACAUUUUUGGAUGCAUUGUUGAAAUUGUACUUGUGCAUUUUUUUUUGUUUGUUUUUUACAGCAUUUAUUUUAAAUGAGUAUUGGACAUUGGGUACAAGAUAAACACUUUAGUGCCAGUAAAAUAAAAUUAUUGCAAGUAAAGUUUUCCUAUUUAUGUAGCACGUAAAUCAUGAUAGGCAUUUCACACAGUUUAACAUGUCCUCGUUUCAAUGCAAAGCUUGAGAUGCAAAAAAUAAAAGUUUACAACUAGUUAACUAGCAACUAGUUAAAUGUUACUUACACACUGUAUUAAAAACCUCAAACUUGAGAUGCAUAUUGUACACUGUUAAUUAAUUUUGUAUGCAGCACAACACAGUGUAAAUGUCAAGCAGACCUUGAUGAUGGUCAUGUUCAGUUCAGCUGUCAAUUGUGUAGUCAUUUGUGAGGCUGCAUUUGGGGUAUUGCUGAAUUGUGUCGUUUUUCCACAUCAAUUAUUUAA